Molecule: messenger RNA, 2205 nt
Organism: Ictalurus furcatus (blue catfish)
Lineage: Eukaryota; Metazoa; Chordata; Actinopteri; Siluriformes; Ictaluridae
Gene: slc33a2
Product: major facilitator superfamily domain containing 3
Exons: 6
Coding region: 219-1490 (423 amino acids)
Biological process (GO): transmembrane transport
Cellular component (GO): membrane
Molecular function (GO): transmembrane transporter activity
Source: RefSeq, a predicted model, not a curated record
ACACGGAAGUGCUGAAGCCUGAAAGACCUUAACACAAGAGAAGGUUGUUCUGCGGCGAGGGAAGAAGAGGGAAGCCUUUUACCACUGCAUUUUAUUUCACUUAACGCAUCAAAGCAACAUUUAAUAUUCACAGUGAUCUCAGAGACGCGCUGCCCUCGGAGUGGGACGGAUUUCAUCUUGGAAGGUCACACGUUUAUGCAUUUUUACAGAAUUAUGCCAUGAGCAUCUACUAUUCCGUGAUGAGCGACAAGCUGCUCUUCCUCGGCCUGCUGUACUUUGUGCAGGGUAUCCCGUAUGGAUUGCAGUCUUCACUUCUUCCAGUCUAUCUUCGUGGCACUGGCCAGUCGCUAACCCGCAUCUCCUUGGCCAAGGUACUUUACUUCCCCUGGGUGCUCAAGGUGCUGUGGGCGCCCCUAGUGGACCGUGCGGGUACCAAGCGGCGCUGGUUGGUGUCGACAGUUGGUGGAUUGGCGCUUGUGUGUCUGGCGGGUGCGACCCUGUCACCUGAGCUACAGCAGGGUGGUGUGGCGGGUGUGCUGCUGGCCAUGAACGCACUGGUGUCGGUGCAGGACGUGGCAGUGGACGGUGCAGCUGUGAGGCUGCUGCGUGGCACUGCUGAGCUCGGCCUGGGCAACACGGCGCAGGUGGUGGGCUACAAGGCAGGCUCCGUCUUUGCCGGAGGUGGCCUCCUAGCCGUGAUUGAUGUAGUGGGCUGGGCGUGGACGUUUACAUUGCUGUCUUGUGUAUACGGAGGGGUGGCGUUGUUCGUAUGUGGUGUGAAUGUACUGGACGGUGAAGGAGGGCGGGCCCCAGGAGAGGCGAGAAAGCCCACGAGGGACACAACAAGACCGUGGACUAUGUGGAAGAAACUGAUGGACGUGCCGGGGACGCCGUGGACCAUGCUCUAUGUGCUUACUUAUAAGCUAGGUGAACAGGGAGCCAUCACGAUGUUCCCCCUCUUCCUGUUGGAUCAUCAUAUGACAGCGCGAGAGCUCGGCCUGUGGAACGGCGUGGUCGCCAUGGCCUUCUCUAUUUUCGGCUCCUCUCUCGGAGGAUUCUUACUCUCAAAGUACAGCAUCAGCAUGUUGAUGAGGCGUGCGUUUGUGAUCCGGACCGUCAGCAUGGUUUUCCAGUGCUCGCUACUCACUGUGCUCGAGCCCUCUCCUCUAAUGAAAGGCAUGGCAGUGUUGAGUCUGAGCAUGCAGCACUUUAUCGCAGGCCUCAUCACUACUCUCACCUUUACCUGUAUGAUGCACUGCACACAGCGAGCUGAGGAGAGCAUCCAGGCGACUCAUUACAGUUUCUUGGCCACGCUGGAGGUAUUAGGGAAGUUGUGCUUCAGCGCCCUGGCUGGAGCCAUAGUGGACACGAUGGGCUUCCCUAUUGCCUUCCUCCUCUUCCUCUUCCUCACCUCUAGCAGCGCCCUGCACGUGUGGAGAGCCGUGGACACGGGAGUUUUGAAGGAACAACUCAAAGAACAGCCGCAGUAAAUCAAGGACAGGAAGAGACGGUGUGUGUGGGUGUGUGUGGGUGCAUGAAUGUGUGUAUGAAUCCUAAAAGAACAAGUGAGAAGGAGGGGAAAAGUGUGUGUGUGUGUGGGGGGGGGGGGGGGGGGGCACGGGAGUUUUCUGCUUAAAAUGCUGGACACAUAAACCAAACAUUCUUUAUACACUAUACUCAAUGCAUAUUACAGUGAAGUGAUUAUAGAGAAGUCUGCGUUGUAGCACCAAUUCAGUAUGUCAGGUGAAGAACUCUAAAGCCAUUUCAGCGUGAUUCAGCACUGUACGGCUUGGAUGUAAUCGCUACUCAGACACAAGUGGUUUAAGAUCACGAAAAAUAUUGAUUUUUCUGGGCUGGUCCUGGUAUCCACUAACAACCAAGACCCCGUUUACACGUGGUCAUUUCAUGUGUCCUGAAUAUCGGUAUUAUAUCUGGAUAGAGAUUAUCCACGUAUAGCCGAACGUGUCAGUUUAAGGUGACUAGCGUCCUGCAGAACCUGACCAAAAAAAGUCCAGAGAGGGAUUUACAUGUGGUUAAAAUCUUAUCAGGGUACAACCCAGAUACAAGACGUACGAAAAGUCCAGGUGAAAACAGGGUAUGAAGCUCUUGCAGCAGCCAGAUAUUGCCAGCAUGCGAGAAGCUGCGGCUCGGUCUAGUCUAGCGUUUGUCCCACGACGUACUUUCCAGCUGUCAGGAAAUCUAAAU